UUUGGUCAUCGUUUUAUCUUAAUCGGCCUGCGGCGGCUACACAUCGGUCCACUACCGGGGUACAUUUACAGCAAUCCGCUACGACUGUUCGCGAGCGAUGUUCUCACUUUCAGUGCCGCAGUGCUGACCUUCCCCCGUAGCUGACCCGGAACCAUCUCCUAGUUCCUUUCGCUUUGUGUUGAAUCAUCCUCGAAAAUCCUUGAACACCGUCUCCGGAGGGCAGUGAUUGUUAAAAUUACCGUUUGUUUCUUUGGGCCUUUCUGUUGCUUACCGGUUGACCUUCCGAUCGAUUGUCGUUAGAGGCGCGAACGUUAGAAAACUGGGUGCACUUCUGGGUGGUGAGAUGGCCAGCAACGUCGAGGACGAUGAUGUGGAAUUUCAAAAGCAUGCCAAGUACUUCAAACGCUUCCUACACAUCCUGCCGGAGCGACUUGCCUCGCACGACUCAACCAGGGUCACUAUUGCCUUCUUUGCAGUCAGCGGACUGGAUGUACUCAACUCGCUCGAUCUGCUCACGGACAGCUUUCAGCAAGACAUUAUCAAUUGGAUCUACAAGUUGCAGGUGGUUCCGGGACCGGGUGACCGGCCAGCCGGCGGCAUUCAGGGAUCGAGCACGUUCGAUGUGCUCCCCGGCAGCACCGUUCACAACGGGCUCCAGCAGUACCGCUGGGGUCAUCUGGCUAUCACGUACACUGGCAUUGCCGUCCUCGUAGCGCUUGGUGACGAUCUGUCGCGGCUCAACCGGCGGGCCAUCAUCGAAGGGGUGGCGGCCGUCCAGCGGGACGAUGGUAGCUUCAGUGCCACGAUCGAGGGCAGUGAGCACGACAUGCGGUUCGUCUACUGUGCGGCCGCCAUCUGCGCAAUGCUCAACGACUGGGGACAGGUGGACCGGCAGAAGAUGGCCGAGUACAUUAUGAAUAGCAUUCGCUACGAUUACGGCAUCAGUCAGCACUACGAAAUGGAGUCCCACGGAGGCACAACAUUCUGUGCCAUUGCGGCGCUCGAACUGAGUGGUCAGCUGCACCUCCUCACCGACGAAGUGCGGGAACGAAUCAUCCGGUGGCUGGUGUUUCGUCAGGAGGAUGGAUUCCAGGGCCGACCGAACAAACCGGUCGACACCUGCUAUGCGUUCUGGAUCGGCGCGACGCUGAAGAUUCUCGGGGCGUUCGAGUUGACAAACUUCAAGGAUAAUCGCGAUUACGUGCUCUCGACGCAGGACACCACUGUCGGCGGGUUUUCCAAGUGGCCCCAGGCGUACACCGAUCCCUUCCACACGUACUUUGGUCUGUGCGGGUUAAGCUUCCUGAACGAGGCCGGUCUGCAGGAGGUGGUGCCGACUUUGAACAUAUCGCAGCGUGCCUACCGUCAUUUACAGGAGCUGCAGCGUAACUGGGGUGUCGAGCGGGAUGGCCACGGGUGCUCAAAUGGCCAGGUGGCACUGCACAUCGAGUAGCAGGCUUGCAUGAAGGGAUACGCUACAACGGCGCACAAAACUAGUAGAGAUUCGUUCGCAGUCCAUCGAUUUCGGUUUUGUUUGUGAUUUACGGUUUCUCUCCCGACGGAGGAAGUACAAAGUGUAUUUAUUUGUUUUAGCGGUCAAGAACUGUUUGGCAGGGACCGGGGCAAGGGCAGUUUGUGGUGGACGAAACAAUUACGCUUAGCAUUGAACUUUUUUUAAGGCAAGCUUGAGGCGGCAAGAUUGUGUACAGGCGCACUUUACAAUCGUAAUCGUUAGCAUUAAAAGAGCGGUCGCUUAUCAAUUGGUAAUAGCGUAUUUUGUUGUGCUGUGCGGACACCGUCGCAACCGCUCCCGAUCGGCAGUGCUCCUCACGAAGAGGACAUAAAUGAAGCAGAGGAUAGUAGGACAAGCGGCGGAAGCAGGCAAGAAAAGACGGAAUACAGCAUGGCGGUACAGAGUGUAGUGCUUAAGUGUAG
This is a messenger RNA of Anopheles cruzii, 1935 nucleotides long. RefSeq names its product geranylgeranyl transferase type-1 subunit beta (gene betaggt-I). NCBI's taxonomy places the organism in Eukaryota, Metazoa, Arthropoda, Insecta, Diptera, Culicidae. Gene Ontology annotation, cellular component: CAAX-protein geranylgeranyltransferase complex. Gene Ontology annotation, biological process: protein geranylgeranylation. The record is from RefSeq and is a predicted model, not a curated record. The transcript has 3 exons. The coding region runs from base 344 to 1453 and encodes 369 amino acids. Gene Ontology annotation, molecular function: CAAX-protein geranylgeranyltransferase activity.